GCGUUGAGGGUUACAAAAUUUUUUGCCACAAAGAGCAAAAGCGAGACUUGGUAACCAAAUUCGGACUACAGUUGAUUAAUGCUCCCAACAGAUUUGUUAAAACAUUUAAACGUUUUUAAUAAUUUUUGAAAAAAAUUAACAAAUUUUUUGCAUUGUAAAGUGCAGUAUAAUUUGAAACGUGCAGCAAGAAUGUCGCGUAAAAUUUCGAUCGCGUUCAACGGUAUUUUAGUCGCCUUCUUGUUGGUGACUGUGAGUGAACUGCCCAAUGCGGAAGCACAAAUCCCAAUACAGGAAACUCUGACCAACAUUAGAAAUAGUUUGGAAUAUUUUUUUUCGCAACCAAAUCGUGAUCUAAAUGGCGCCUUAAGUUUACUUAAUCCUAAUGAAUUGACAGAGAUUCCAGCAAUCAGAGUCACACAGCCAACCACGGAAGCGUCGACAAUUACCGUCGGUACGGUAACUUCUCAAACAGAUGCAAAUGUGAAUUCCGUAGUACCACAAAUUACUAGCUUUGCAGCUGCUGCUGGUAGAAUGGAGUUACCAGCGCCAAUACAUUUUAUCAGAAUGACCAUGAAUAGUGGCUUGAGACGAUAAAUUAUAUAUAUAUAAUUCAUGUUUUGAGAUUAGUAGAAU
Messenger RNA from Teleopsis dalmanni, 633 nucleotides. RefSeq lists its product as uncharacterized. The transcript is spliced from 2 exons. Lineage: Eukaryota; Metazoa; Arthropoda; Insecta; Diptera; Diopsidae. The record is from RefSeq and is a predicted model, not a curated record. The coding region runs from base 190 to 594 and encodes 134 amino acids.